CUAGGUGACGGGGCGGGACCGGUGAGGACGACGGCAGCUAGGCCACCGACUUUCGGCAAUUCUCAGACAUGGCAUCAUCCACUGAUACAGAUAUGCUGGAAGAGCAUGUGCCCGUCAAGACAACUACUGUUCAAGUGAAGUGGUGUGGCAAUGAUUAUGAUGUGGUGGUACAAUCUGAUGCCGAUGUUGGAGAGCUAAAGCGACGUGUCGAACACGAUACGGAACUUCCUUUCAAGAGGCAAAGACAUAUAAACACUCAGACAAAUGAUGAAUUGGCUGAUAAUUAUCGUGUUUCUCUGUUGGACAGUCCACCCACGACGUUUCUCAUUGGGUUGAACAAACCGGACCUUCCACUCUACUCGCGGUAUUUUUCUUAUGACAACACAAACCGCAGCUGCUCUGUCAAGGCCAUUAAGCUAGGGAAGAAAAAAGACUUCCUUUCUGAUUUUCAUGAGGUGCCUACUGCCUUCUUCAGAGGAACCUACACUGUAGGGAGUUUCACCACUGAUUGCCUCUUGAAGUGGUAUGAUGCUAAAGACAAACACAAAGUUCUUUCUUCGCUCCGACUGAUGAGCACCUGGAGGCACCCAAAUGUGGUGGUGUUGCAGAAUAUCUACAAGUUGCACCCAGAUUAUCGUCUUAUAAUAUCCACCAGCUCUUUUGAUGGUACCUUAAAUGGAUGGCUCAAGCAUGGUGAAAAGAACAAGAUUGAAGAGAACAGGAUUUUAAAUAUGGAUGGAAAAUUCACCCCUGUUUUCAGCAGAAUCACACUAGAUCUACUUGAUAUCUUGGACAAGAUGAUUAGACGUAAGAUGUGUCCGAAAGACCUUACAGUUGACAACCUAUAUCUGAAGACUGUGAAUGGUCAACCUCAACUUAAAGUAUUCUUCGAUGAUGUUGAGGAUCUCAGGGAUAAGACUCAAAAGUAUAUGGAAAAACUAUAUGUGAAACUAUGUGCGGAGAUAAAGAAAAUUAUGACAGCCGACGUUUUGAUACAAAUGCACACAGGGACCAGGGCGUACUGUGAUUUCAUUGAGAAACAUGGUCCUGACUUCAUUGGCAAAAAUUUGGCAAAAGUUGCCAAGUUUUAUCCCAUUGAGUGGGAUGAUGAAGACAAGAGCAAGUAUCUCAUUGACAUAUUCUCAUCAACUCGAGAUUGUAGUGCGGCUCUUAAUGCUUGUGGAAUAAGAUGGCCAAGAAAUGAGUCUGAAGAUGACAUGUGUCAGGAGCUGAAAACACUAAAAGAAAUGAUGGAAAGAGCGAACAUAGAUAACAACAAAAGGAAGGCGGCGCUGAAACUUCAAGGAGCCGAGGGUAGAGCUGCGGCCAACAAGAUCAGGGAAUACAUAUGGAACUGUGAUAUUGACUAUCCAAAUGAUCUUGUCAGGCUCGUGAGGAACCUAUGGAAGCAUUUCUCCACGUACCCUCACUACAUUAAGACGCACCUUGUGGGUAGCCAAAGUGCUGUUUUGCGCAAGUUCGAGCAGUGGUGCCCUGAUGCCUGGACGUUGAUCUACAACACCGUGGGCCAACCAUGAAGCAAGGAGACUGGUGGUGGUGGAGGCAGCCAAGGAGAUUGCAAGCAAGGAGGCUGAAGCAACGUUUUUGGGAAUUCAGUAGCAUGCAUGGAAGUGACGAGAGCAAUGGGUAUUUUUUUUGGAAAAAAAAUUAUAUGAGACCAGGUCUCAUAUAAACCAGGUGAGACCCGUCCUG
This is a messenger RNA of Triticum dicoccoides, 1713 nucleotides long. RefSeq lists its product as uncharacterized. The record is from RefSeq and is a predicted model, not a curated record. The transcript has 7 exons. NCBI's taxonomy places the organism in Eukaryota, Viridiplantae, Streptophyta, Magnoliopsida, Poales, Poaceae. The coding region runs from base 69 to 1538 and encodes 489 amino acids.